UCCGAGACGCAAUUGUCCAAAAUCACAGCGCAGAGGGAGGAGACGGGGAGAGACUGCAACUUCAAAAAGACGAAGAGCGCCGUCAAAGUUAAGGGCGGCGAUGGAAGAAGCAGACGGUCCGCCGCUGUCUUCAAGCAUAGGCAUGGAGAAGGAGAACUCAAAUACUGGAAUGUCUCAAAAAGAGUGCAUGCAGAGGAUCAGCAAGAGCCUCAAACAUCCAACGGUGAAGUUCUUGAGGGAGCACAUGGAGAAGGCCGGGUGCCCUUUUUGGGUUCGCCUCAUUUUGGCCGCCAAUUGCAAGACUCAGGCAUAUGCUGGUGGAUACGCUAGUGGAAAUGGGAUAUCGGUGUGUUGUAAUCACAUGACUUACCAAGAUGAGAUAAACCAAGUUCUAAUUCACGAGCUGGUACAUGCUUAUGAUGAUUGUCGUGCAAAGAACAUGGACUGGAAAAAUUGUGCUCAUCAUGCUUGCUCUGAGAUUAGAGCUAACCAUCUUAGUGGAGACUGCCAUUAUAAACGGGAGUUACUGCGAGGGUUCAUGAAAAUUCGGGGUCAUGAACAGGUGAGUGUAUUGUUUUUCUAUGUUGCAUCAUUUUACUUAAAUGCGUUAUGA
Asparagus officinalis (garden asparagus) is the source of this 613-nucleotide messenger RNA. Its product is annotated as mitochondrial inner membrane protease ATP23-like. Gene Ontology annotation, cellular component: extrinsic component of mitochondrial inner membrane. The record is from RefSeq and is a predicted model, not a curated record. Gene Ontology annotation, biological process: mitochondrial proton-transporting ATP synthase complex assembly; mitochondrial protein processing. Gene Ontology annotation, molecular function: metalloendopeptidase activity. Lineage: Eukaryota; Viridiplantae; Streptophyta; Magnoliopsida; Asparagales; Asparagaceae. The transcript has 4 exons. Bases 101 to 613 code for a protein of 170 amino acids.